AUGGCAGACCAGGUCGCCGCACGCAAGAUUCUCAGCGAGCUCUCGAAGCGCGAGGACCUCAAGAACAAAGUAUGCAGCGACUGCAACAAUCCUAACCCUCAGUGGGCCUCACUAAGUUUCGCCAUCUUCAUCUGUCUGCAAUGUGCUGGCGUUCAUCGCGGAUUUGGCGUGCACAUUAGCUUUGUGCGAUCGAUUUCAAUGGAUACCUGGCAGGAGGAGCAAGUAAGGCGGAUGCAACUCGGAGGGAAUCUGCCAUUCAAAGAGUUCAUGAAAUCCUACGAGCCACCUGACCUGGGAGGGUAUAAGCAAGGAGCUAGCCCGUAUGACACGUAUCACUGUUGGGCAGCUGCUCAGUACCGAGAAAAGCUCGACGCAAUGUUGGCAGACAAGGAUUGGUCACCUUCCGCACCUCCCGCAACCUUCAAUGCUGGGUCUCGAUCAGCUUCCCCGGCACCUUCUGCUCAGGGUCUUCGCAAGUCCCGAGCAUCAACCCGAACAUUUACUGGCCGAAGCGACUCGCACUCCCCAGCUUCCUCCUUCCGCAACUCUCCCACUGGGACACCCAGUAUCGGCACUGAUCAAAAAACGGCGAACGAAAAUUACUUUGCUGGACUCGGAAAAGCGAAUGAAAGCCGACCUGUUGACCUUCCACCCUCGCAGGGGGGUCGAUACACCGGCUUCGGAAGCACACCAACACCUGCGGCCGGUCAGCAUCCGUCAUAUGGACUUUCAUCUGCCAAUGCACCAACACUGAGCGAGCUCCAAGAAAAUCCCGUUGCGGCAAUUAGUAAAGGAUGGUCCUUGUUUGCAGCUGCAGUGGUUGGAGCCUCCAAAGUCGUCUCGGAGAACGUUAUCCAACCCGGAGUAGAAAAGGUCACCGACCCCAACUUCCAGGCCAGUGUGAAAGGCUAUAUGACUGAGGCUCAGAGGAGAGCUGCCGAGGUCGGAGGGGCCGCGAACCAGUGGUCGAAGAACCAACUCGGUGUGGAUGUGGCCGAUACAGUUGGAGGAGUGGUCGGGUCCGUAAGAGACCGUGUUGCAGGACCCUCUCGUUCGGGUUAUGGGUCUCUUGCUCUGAGAAGUCCCAAUGACAUGGAUGAAUCUUCAGGGCUUUAUUCACCCGACGAUGACAAUCUUUUCACUGAGUAUCGUCAAUCGCCUGUCACGACGACUUCUGCUGCACCAGCUGCUAUCACAUCUACAAAAGCCAAAGCCCCAGAAACGAAAAAGAACGAGUGGGACGACGACUGGAAAGACUUCUAG
Messenger RNA from Cyclocybe aegerita, 1263 nucleotides. The record is from the annotation of a GenBank genome assembly. NCBI's taxonomy places the organism in Eukaryota, Fungi, Basidiomycota, Agaricomycetes, Agaricales, Hemipholiotaceae.